GGGAUGGGUGCCAGCGGUCGAGCUGGUACGGCAGGCGGGGUGCCGGUGGUUGAGCAGCAAGGACAACGGCAAGGACAACGACAGGAUGACGCGUUCUGGCAGGUCCACCGCUGGCUCUACUUGUGCCUGCUGCGCGCUCGAGGUCUGGAUCAGCCCUCCAGCCGCCAGUCGCCCGCCACCGCUGCUGCUGCCGCAUCCUCCGCUGCCGCUGCCUUGCCGUCCAGCCUGCUGUGCGCCGCCUUGGACGCUACUGCGGAGCUGGAGGAGGAUGGCAAGGUGGUGCUGGCGGAUCUGGCUGUGUGCCCGCUGCGGCUGCGGUCCUGGUCGGCCCUGCAGAGCCUGUACGUGGAUGCCACCAGGCGGUUGUUGCAGGAGGCGGCUGUGCUGUUGGACCCGCCUGCGUUCUCCGCACUCUUGCAGCAAUGCCUCCCCAACCAGCAGCACCAGCAGCACCAGCAGCACCAACAGCAGGGCCCUGCGUCAGCGGCAGUCCAAGCCCUCCAAGGUCAAGGACAGGGUCAGGGACAACAAGGACAGGAGCUUGUCGAGGCGGCGCAGCAGCUGACAUGGCUGUUUGGAAUGGCGGUCCGUUCCGCCGUGGCAGCAGCUCAGCUGGACCCGGAUCCCGAGUCCCGGUGCUUCCGCCUGGAAGAGAUCGCCGUACUGCACUACGGUCUUGUCGUACCGUUACAUCCGUUGUACGACACCCUUGCAUCCUUUGAUGAGCGCCCCACUUCGGCCGGUGCUGGUGUUGCUGUUGGUGCUCUUUCCGGGACCGCCAGACCCCCUCCGGCUACUGCUGUACGGACUUCAAACUCCUCCUUGCUGCGGAACCCCAUGCUUGGGGCGCUGUCCGCUGCGGCGACUGCUCCACCUGACGCGCUGCGCCUCAUCACGGGUACCGCGCACGAGGAGGGCGCCCUCACGCCCGCCACCACCACCACCCAGCCGGGCGGGGGAGCUGUGUUUGUGUCGCAUGUCGCCAUGUGCCGCCGGGACUGGCGAUACCGGGCGGCUUGCCAAGUUGCGGAGGACAUGUGGGCGGCUGCAGCGGCGGUGCUGGACGCGGAGUGGCAGUACGAAUACUGGCGGGGGCUGGUGGCGGCGCACCGUAAGGCCCCCGGCUGGCGCUUCCGCUGCAUGGACCACCUGGCGGCGGCUGCCGUACUGGCGGCGGCGGAUCCGCAGUACGGCGGCGGCGGGCUGCUGGCGCCGCUGGUGGCGCUGCACGGCCGGCGGCUGCGCUGGCUGACAAAGGUGAAGGCGAGGGCCGGGGCGGCUGCGGCGGCGCGAAGGGGACAAGAGGGCCGCGGCGGUGGUGGAGGCAGCGGCGUUGCGCGGACGGAGGUUGGGGAGGCGGAAGAGGAGGUGCAGGAGCAGCAACGACGGGAGGUGUUGGAGGUCUGUGCUAGGUACUGCUUCCAGGGCGACCUGGCGCUGCGGCUGCACCCCGGGGGUGACGCCAGCAGCGGACUAGCAGCCCUAGCCGCACCGCUGGGACCUGGCCGGCAGCCGGAACAAACAGCCGCCACCGCAGCAGCAGCAACGCCGGCAGCAGAAGGCGCUGCGAUAGAGUCUGACGAUGGCGCGACGAGUCUCUCCGUAGACCAACUGGAGGAGCUGCUUAUUGCCGACGCCCGUCAGGCCCUGGUCUUCGCCGUGCGGUCGUACAGGCCCGGCAAAGAUCAACACCACUACCACCCGGCCAGGUACCUCCUGGCGGCCUGUGAGCUGCUGCUGGGACGUCCCGAAGAGGCGGACUCGCAGCUGCGACCACUGUUCACUCCGGCCCGGGGUCGCGCGCUCUUCACCCUCAGCAUGGGCCACAUCAGCGACCGGGGCUUUGGACAGCAGCGACGCAAGGCGGCAGCGGCGGCAGCCCGGGCGGCAGAGAAGCAGCAGCAGCAGGCGCAGCAGCAGCAACAGCAGAAGGAGCUUGCGCAAGGGGGAGUUAGCGGAGACCGGCAAGGCAGCGAAGGUGCGCCUACUGCUACCGGCGUGGGAGCCGAGAAGCCGCAGCAGGAAGUUGGAGGGACGCGGAGGAGGUCUGUCCGGGAGCGCAUGUCGCUGGCGGCCUCGAAGCGCCGGCGCAAGGAGGAGGAGGCCCUGGAGGAGGAGCCCAGUGCCAAGAUACCCGCGACAGCCGCCACCUCGCCUCCUCCCUCUCACAACCCUGGUCCUCGCCGUGCUGCUGCUACCGCUGCUGGGGCUAAGGCAUUGGAGGCGGCAGGCAGCGCCCUGGCUGGCUCGGCGUCGGAGGCUGCGGCGGCAGCGGAUCGGGCUCACGGGUCUGGGGCUGCUGGGCUUGCGGGCGCAGGAGGGCAGGAGGAGGCUGCUGAUACGGGGCAGGAGGUUGGCGCUGGGGAGGAGCGGCGGGGCAGGAGCCUUCCCACAGCGCUGUGGGGCGCAGAGCCGGCGAUGGUGAUUGGCCACGGGCUGGAGGAGGAUGAUCGGGAGCACAUCACCGCACUGCGCAAGUGCCUGGGCCUGUACCUGCGGCUGUUAUGGGAGCGCGGAGACCUCACAACACUUCAGGCUGCCGUGCCCGUGCUGUACGGCGCCCUAGACAAGAUGCCGUAUUUGCGGGACCUCGCAUGCCUGGCGCUGGGGCUUAUGGCCACCGGCGCCGCCGCCGCUGCCUGCGCAGCCGUCGGGCUGCCGCUAGAGGAGGCGGCACGGCAGGUGCAGGCGAGGGCGGCGGCAGCAUCAGGCGCAGGUGGCAGCGGCGGCGGCCCCGCCGGAGUGAGGGGUGCUGGCGCGGCUCAGGAGCACUCCUCAGUGGCAGCGCAGUGGCUGGCUGCGGCUCUGGAGGAGCGCAUGGGGGAGCUGUUGGCGGCCGCUGAGGCUGAAACAGCGGCGGCGGCAGCUGCAGCUGCGAUUGAAGCCGCCGCAGCGGCGGCAGCAGAAAAGGAUAGGGACAGUAAGGACGGGGAUGGAGGCGUGG
Molecule: messenger RNA, 2944 nt
Organism: Astrephomene gubernaculifera
Lineage: Eukaryota; Viridiplantae; Chlorophyta; Chlorophyceae; Chlamydomonadales; Astrephomenaceae
Source: the annotation of a GenBank genome assembly